GUUCACCCAGACGCUUCGCACUAAAUAAAACUUUUACUUAAAACCCAACUCAACGGCCACGUGUCUCCCCCCCAAACAGCGGGAAAUGAAAGUUGUUUUUCCCUCUCGCCCUCUCUCACUUUGGACGAACCCGGGAAACUUCUGUCGGUGAAUUAGAGUGAGAGCGCCAGAGAGACUCAGGCUCGACACAAGGAAACGAGCUGCAGCUGCCUCACAUCCUGCUUUGUGACUUUAAGACCGGGGCUUCCUUGAAACCGCCCGGCUCCGCGUUUAGCGUGAGGCAAACUUCUGCACCGGAACUUUUUUAACUCGGGAACUUUUUAAUAAGCAGAUUUUUUUAUUAUUUGCGCUUUAGCUCUAGUCUCAACUGUUCGGUUCUUCUUGAUCUUCGCAGCAGCAGAAUGCGUGUUUGCAGACGGGGAGCGGCCGCGGGGACAUGUCUGUCUUUAAUCUGUCUCUAACCGCCGGGAGCUGACUUCUGCACAUCAAAGCUACAAAGACACAAAAACAACACAAAAACAACACAACACAACUCGGUGCUGUGAGAGCGACGGACCCAAUGGACCCUUCUCCGUCCAUUAUAACGCAAGUGACCAGGGAGGAGGAGGAGGAGGAGGAGGAAGACGCUGGCGGUGAGGAAGGUGCCCACACAGUUCCCCCAUCGAGGAAGCCUCGCAGCAGAGGCCUCUUCCACAGUCUCUUCUGCUGCCUGUGUCGCAAAGAAUCAGAGCCGCCUCCGGUGAGGAACAAUGUCCCCUUACUGGAAGAAAAUGGGUCUCUGUCAAAAGUUCCAGCAAAACCUCUGCUCUCACGGAUACAAUCGAACGACACGGGGAAGAUCUGUGUGGUCAUUGAUUUGGAUGAAACACUAGUCCAUAGUUCAUUUAAGCCAGUGAACAAUGCUGACUUUAUCAUUCCAGUGGAAAUCGAUGGAACAGUUCACCAGGUGUACGUGCUGAAGAGACCCCACGUGGACGAGUUCCUCAAGAGGAUGGGAGAAAUGUUCGAGUGCGUUUUGUUCACCGCCAGUUUAGCCAAGUAUGCAGAUCCCGUGUCCGACCUUUUGGACAAGUGGGGGGCCUUCAGGAGCCGUCUCUUCCGGGAGUCCUGCGUCUUCCACAAAGGGAACUACGUAAAAGACCUGAGCCGUUUGGGCCGAGACCUCAACAAGGUCAUCAUCAUCGACAACUCUCCGGCCUCCUACGUCUUCCAUCCCGACAACGCUGUUCCUGUCGUAUCCUGGUUUGACGACAUGGCCGACACCGAGCUCCUCGAUCUCAUCCCUUUCUUUGAGAGACUAAGCACAGUGGACGACGUCUACGAUAUUCUGAAGCAGGAGAGGACUUCGAGUUAACAGAUGCAGAGGACUAGGAUGACACCGAUCACCAGUGGCUGUCGUCACGGGGGCCACGGAGGCCGCUGGGCCACAGGUCCCACGCCGGCCUCCCACUACAAGGACCAUACUGCAAAAAAAAAGAUACCUGUCAUUUAAUCUAAUAUUCUUAUUGUAUAGUGCAUUAAAAAAAGUCACAGUAAUCCUGUAGCUGGGUUCAGUGACAGUCAUGUAAUCCCGGUGACAGAUUUUUCUUUUUUUUUAAUUAAUCGUGGACUUUAAAUGACUUCUGCAGAAAUCAUUUGCGGCGCAGCUAGAGAGCGUGACUGUUGUCAUUGUGUGACAGCAGCGGUUUGUGUACAUGAUCAGACACGACGUUAGAACCGCUCUCAUGUUUUUAUGUCGAGGCUGAGCGGUGGACGAACAGGUUUGACUGUUGCGGUUGAUCCCUGUCAGUUGUGCCAUUCAGCGCCAAUCAAACCACAUCACGUCAUUUUCAUGUCAGUACGAUGUAGCGUUUAUAUCUGAGGCUCCACACAGAAUACAACAGGUCGUCAGAGACAGGGCCUUGAAUCCCAAAUUGUUUACAUAGGUUGAAUAAUUUAUCAAAUUGAUUUGUGGCACGUUUCACUACAAAAUGCACAUUCUGACAUGUGCCAAACAUUUACUGUGUGGUUUUGAAAAGCUGCAGUUGGAAUUAGGGAUUUGGUUUAAAGAAAAUAUACAAUAUUCUUUGCUUUUAGACGGAAAAGAUCCAGAAACAAAAAUCAUGAAAGUAGUAGUUCUUAUUGACUACAAUACAUGAAUAUGGUUUAAUAACUAUAUAUAGUAAUAUUACUAAAACCUUAUUAUGAAUGUGUAAUAAAUCUUUUAAGAUGCAGUCUUAUGCCCAAACUAUGACAGAAUAUUAGGGCCAUGUUGUAAAAUAAAUAAAUAUUGAAGAUAUCAAUAAUAAUGUUGUAAUUUUACCAGAAUAAUGUCGUAAUUUAAAUCUCCCAUUGAGAUUGGUUCAAGUUUUUCUUUUGUCUUUAAUCUCGUAAUUUAAUUGUUGUAGUAUUCUGAGUUUUCUUUUGAACUUAUUUCUCAUAAAUGGCGACUUAUCUAGUGAAAUUGCGACUUUAUUCUUAUAUAUUUAUGACUCAAUUAUUGUAAUAUUACACUGUUAUUUUUGUUAAAUUGCUACUUAAUUCUCAUAAAAUUAAAACUUUAUAUUUGUGAUUUUAGAAUUUUAUUCUUUUUAUGCUACAACUUUAUUCUCGUAAAAUGACUUUAUUGAACAUUUUCUACUUUACUCUUGCAAUUUCAGGAGUUUCCUCCAAAAAUCCGACCUUAUUCUCAUAAUAUUACAAUUCUAUUAAUAUUAUGACUAUUCUCGUCACUUCUCUAAAUCUCUGAAUUAGUUUUUUUUCAACAUGACCCUGAUACUGCGUCGUACAAAACACAUGAAACUGUGAGAUAUAUAUAUAACACAUAAGAGUUGGGUUGAGAUGAACAGACUGAUCGGAUCUUUUAUACACAGACGAGUACCCCUGCAGAAAUAGUGAGGUUAUUUUUGUACAGACAGUAUAUCAGACUGUUAGGCAAUCAUUGUGACUUGGUUUUAAUCCUAUUUGAUGUAAUAUUAUUUUAUCCUUUUGGAGAUUUUAAGCUGAAUUGGCCGCGCCCCCUGUGUGUGGCCCCCCCCUUCGAUAAUGCAAUAUCUGUUAAUGUGUGACCUGCUAAGGGCGCCGGAGCUAAGUGAGUGGUUUGAUUUCGAAAGCGCACUUUGACGCCUCCUGUUGGUAAACUUGAAUACAAACCUUUCCCUUUGUGUGUAAGGCACCAGCGGAGUCCAGUGUCCUUCCUGAUUCAUGUGUAAAUUCAGUUUCUGAGAGGAAACUCGUGCCAAACACUUUGGAUCAACCUGCUUCACUUUGCCUCAGCCUGGAGCAAGUGGUUAUAUAAUGUGUGUGAGAGUGUGUGUGUGGUUUGCAGGGUGCGUAUUUACAUGAGAUUUAAA
This is a messenger RNA of Limanda limanda (common dab), 3332 nucleotides long. Its product is annotated as carboxy-terminal domain RNA polymerase II polypeptide A small phosphatase 1-like. The transcript has 7 exons. Bases 560 to 1354 code for a protein of 264 amino acids. Lineage: Eukaryota; Metazoa; Chordata; Actinopteri; Pleuronectiformes; Pleuronectidae. The record is from RefSeq and is a predicted model, not a curated record. Gene Ontology annotation, molecular function: RNA polymerase II CTD heptapeptide repeat phosphatase activity.